AUGGCGACUGUAAACUUACUGGAAUACCUUCGCUCAAGAACACAGGUGGAUAUUGACACAUACGAUGCUGAAGCUUCCAAAGAGAUCGGGCCUUUUCAAGAUGCAACAGGAAACCAAUUCGAGAUUCAAGCGGAGAUUGUUAAGCCCAGUAGAAGCGCCGUCUUGUUGAGAUCACUAGUGUUGGCGACCACAAUCCACCCACAAUUUGCCACUAUUACCCUUGAGGAGCUUGCUGUGGAGGUGGUGGGUAUUGAACUGGCCCUCGAGGUGAUCCAAACUGUCCAUGGAAAUGUUCAUGUUAUGGUCAAUCCGAGCUACUCCUACAAUACGGAAGCUAUAGUUGCGAAUGCUCAGCGACUUCAUCAUAUCUGCCAAAUCGUCGACCCCGAUUUCGACACGUCUCGGCUGGUUACCAAGAUUCCAGCGACAUGGGAGGGAAUGCAGGCUGCGCGUCAGCUCAAGCGAAUUGGAAUAAAGACUUUGGCCACCACUCUCUUCUCGAUAGAACAGGCGAUCCUUGCGGGUGAAGCGGGCUGUAUAUCAGUUUCACCGUUUGUGCAUGAGCUCAAAACUGAAACUUACGAAGGAUACAAAGACACAAACCCAAUUCUUGGUGUCUGUGUGCAAGCACAGCAGUUCUAUCACCAAAACUCUCUGCCUACACGACUGAAAGCCUGUGUGGCACUGAAUCUUGAUGAGCUGAUUAUGCUCGCCGGAAUCGACGCACUGACUAUAGCACCCAAGGUUCUGAAAGUUUUGGCAGCCACAGAGAGAUCCCAAGAGGAGGUGGAGAGUAUGUCCUUGUUUGCAAAAACCGCCAAGACCACCGAGACUAUCAAAUAUCCCUCAUAUAUCGACUCCGAGAGUCAAUACCGGAUUCAUUUCGCUGCAAGUGAAGGUGGAAAGGCACAGUUCAAGACAGCUCAGGCAAUUGCUCUGUUUUGUGAUGCUCAAACGGCGGCGGAGUUGUACAUUGCAUCUCAAUUGGAGGACUCUUCUUACAUCCCAAUUAAUCUAUGA
Messenger RNA from Penicillium expansum, 1020 nucleotides. Its product is annotated as Aldolase-type TIM barrel. Bases 1 to 1020 code for a protein of 339 amino acids. Gene Ontology annotation, cellular component: intracellular anatomical structure. Gene Ontology annotation, molecular function: transaldolase activity. The transcript is spliced from 7 exons. NCBI's taxonomy places the organism in Eukaryota, Fungi, Ascomycota, Eurotiomycetes, Eurotiales, Aspergillaceae. The record is from RefSeq and is a predicted model, not a curated record. Gene Ontology annotation, biological process: carbohydrate metabolic process; pentose-phosphate shunt, non-oxidative branch.